Cladophialophora immunda is the source of this 2202-nucleotide messenger RNA. Its product is annotated as phenylalanine ammonia-lyase. Gene Ontology annotation, molecular function: ammonia-lyase activity. The record is from RefSeq and is a predicted model, not a curated record. Lineage: Eukaryota; Fungi; Ascomycota; Eurotiomycetes; Chaetothyriales; Herpotrichiellaceae. The transcript is spliced from 3 exons. Gene Ontology annotation, biological process: L-phenylalanine catabolic process. Bases 1 to 2202 code for a protein of 733 amino acids. Gene Ontology annotation, cellular component: cytoplasm.
AUGACGAUCAGCCCGCCGUCGCCCGGCCGGUCUCGCGCCGGCAAGAAGCGCCCGACGCCACAUCUGAACGCGACUUGCGAGCUUGCCGACCGCGUCCAGACGCUGCUCAAGGAAGGAGAUGUGGAGAUAAAUGGUCAUGAGCUUGAUAUUGCGACUGUGGUGGCUGUUUCGAGAUGCGGCUGCAAGCCCUUCAUUGAGCGCACUCCCAAGCUCCUGAACAACGUUGAAGCAGGGCAGGACAUCCUGGAUGCUCAUCUCGAGAGCGGAAGCAAGCUUUAUGGCGUCAACACUGGCUUUGGGGGCAACGCGGACCUUCGCACCAACGAGCUGCUGGCUCUCCAGCGAGCUCUGAUUCAACAUCAGCAAUCCGCCGUCCUCACUCCACGAGACCUCGGAGCAGAACGCGAUGGUCACGACGACACCAACUCCCAUUCCAUGCCCUCCGCCUGGGUCAAGGGUGCCAUGCUGGUAAGGUGCAACACCAACAUUCGCGGCCACUCGGCCAUCAGCCUGCAAAUCGCCGACACGCUUGUGGAAUUUGUCCGGAGAGACAUGACGCCCAUCGUGCCCCUCCGAGGCUCCAUCUCCGCGUCGGGCGACCUCAUGCCACUCUCAUACAUUGCUGGGGCCGUGCAAGGCAAUCCCGACACGUUUGUCCGCACCGGGAAAGGGAGGGAUUUCAAGGUGAUGACCGCUCGGAAUGCGUUCAAAGAAAUCCAGCGCCUGAAUUUGGAAGAUGAAGCAAAGCAUGGCAGGCAGCUGGUCAACGGCAGGAGCAUUGAAUACUCACCCAUCGUCCUCGGGCCGAAGGAGGGGCUGGCAUUGGUGAACGGAACCGCGCCCUCCACGGCUGUCGCGUGCCUGGCGGUAUAUGAGGCAAACCAGCUUGCGGUUCUCUCACAGCUCAUCACAUGCCUCUCGUCUGAAGCCCUGGCAGGAAACGUCGAAUGGACACAUCCAUACAUCGCAGAAAUCCGUCCUCAUCCCGGCCAGGUUGAAGUCUCACAGAACCAGCGCUCUUUCUUCGAAGGCUCUAAGCUCAUCGAAGGCCUCGACCAUGCAGAUCGGUACAAGGAAGGAAUCGUGCAGGAUCGGUAUUCCACGAGGACCUCGUCCCAGUGGGUCGGGCCCCUGCUGGAAGACUUGCUUCAUGCGUCUGACCAGUUGAAGAUUGAACUGAACUCGACCACCGACAACCCGAUUGUCGACCUUCAAGCUCGCGACGUCCACUGUGGAGGAAAUUUCCAGGCCACGCCGGUGACCAUGGUCGCCGAGAGGGUCAGACUUUGCCUACAGAUGAUCGGCAAGAUGCUGUUCGCUCAGACAAGCGAGCUGAUCAACCCGGCCUACAACAACGGGCUGCCACCGAACCUUGCCGCAGAUGACCCCAGUCUCUCCUUCUUCGCCAAAGGCGUUGACAUCAACAUGGCGGCAUAUCAGUCGGAGUUGGCAUUCCUGGCCAACCCGGUCAGUUCUCACGUGCAGUCGGCUGAGAUGCACAACCAGGGGAUCAACUCACUCGCCUUGAUUUCAAGCCGCUAUGCGAUGCAAAGCGUUGAGAUCGUGCAGCUGAUGUCGGCGUCGGCCAUCUACGUUGGCCUCCAGGGGGUCGACCUCCGUGCGAUGCACACGACCUUCCUGGCGCAGUUCAAGGACAUUGUGGAGGCCACCAUCCACCAGACUUUUGGGCGCUGGGUCGAGGAUAAUGAGAUCGAGCUGUUGAUCAACGCGAUAUGGGGUUCGAUUCGUAAGACCUGGUACGUCAGCGCGAGCAGUGACGCGGCGGAUCGAUGCGAGAAGGUCGCAAAGGCCACGGUGGAACCGACCUUGAGCUGCCUGGGCCGAUUCGAUCGCCACCACGACCACGACCGCGGAUCUUACCAGGAGCGAUUUGCGCGGCAGCACAAGGCCUGGGUGGAAACGCUGCAGAAGGUCAUGUACAACGCGUUUCUGCUGCACCGCGCCAGCUUCUUCGACCGUCCUACCACACCCGAGUAUCUGGGCAAAGGCACCAAAGUCCUGUACCGCUUCGUGCGUGAGGAACUGGGCGUGCCCUUCCACCGCGGCCACAUCGAGGACCCCGUUAAGUUGGAUAGCUUGGAUGGGCGGCCGGUCAAGACGAUCGGGUCGUGGAUCUCUGUCAUUUAUGGGGCGUUGAGGGAUGGGAGGCUGUACGGUGCGGUGAUGAAGGCGACACAGUAA